This is a messenger RNA of Emys orbicularis (European pond turtle), 1865 nucleotides long. RefSeq names its product WAS/WASL interacting protein family member 3 (gene WIPF3). The coding region runs from base 141 to 1526 and encodes 461 amino acids. Gene Ontology annotation, molecular function: actin binding. NCBI's taxonomy places the organism in Eukaryota, Metazoa, Chordata, Testudines, Emydidae. The transcript is spliced from 8 exons. The record is from RefSeq and is a predicted model, not a curated record.
CGCAGAGCCGCGGAGGAGCAGCGCCCCGCGGGUCUCUCCGUCGCUGAUCGCGGGGAGGUCGCGGCGGCUGCGGUAGCGCCGGCAGGAUUUAGAGUUCAGCUGGAAUCUUUCAUAACGGAGUGAAGCUAGAAACUUGACAGAUGCCUGUGCCGCCACCGCCUCCUCCCCCUCCGCCACCACCUCUCCCAGCUUCUGGAGGACCACCCCCACCACCUCCACCAUUGCGAUCUUCAUUACCUCUGGCAAGUACAGAGCCCCCAAAGUUCAGAAAGGAAGAUCAAAAAGAUCGAAGUGCAUUGCUAGCAGAUAUUCAGCAAGGGGCUCGCUUAAGGAAAGUUACCCAAAUCAAUGACCGAAGUGCACCACAAAUUGAAAAACCCAGAGGACCUAACAGAGAUGGAGGUGGCCCAGCAACCAGCAAAAGUGGUGCUCAACCAUCGUUGGGGGGCUUGUUUGCAGGUGGCUUUCCCAUGCUGAAACCGGUUGGCCAAAGAGACAUGACGGCUGGCAAGGCUGGGCAGCUGCCUGGAGUACGAGUGCCUCCUCCAAAGUCUCCAGCCCCAUUGAACAGCAAUGCCAAAGCAAGCAGUCAUGUUUCAAGUCCGCCUGAUUGUCCAAGAGCAGCACACCCAUUGGAGCUACCCAGUGGGCCACGAGCAGGACCAGCUCGGCCCAGCAUGCCUGCCCCUCCCCCACCUCCGCCAGUUUCCAGCAAACCUUCCCUUGUUUUCCCACCUCCUCCACCUCUUCCCUCUCCUCUGGAAAAACCUGCAAAAGUGUCACCCCCGAAUUUGGUUCCUCCACCACCACCACCUCCUCCUCCUCAGAGUGACAAGCCCGCCAAGGUUCAAGCAACAGCUUUGUACCUGCCGCCUCCUCCCCUGCCCCUGGCACCGCCUUGUGGAUUGCCAGUCAGAACAACUGACUUUCCUAGUACUUCUCCCCCACAGCCCCACAAUGAUUUGAGGGAUUAUCCACCUCCAACUCCUCCUCCGCCUCCACCACCACUGCCUCCUACUUCUUCACCCAGGGGAUCCUUGCUGCUGCCACCCUCCCCUACCUUUAACAGCGCUGUGAACAGCCAUGACAUUCCACCCGCACUGCCCCCCAAAUCUCCACACUUGCUGUUCCAAAAACCUGGUAUUCAGUCCAUGCCUCUCCCUCCUGCCCCACCCUUCUCUCAGCCAGCUGCAGCAGUGCAGAAAAAGAGACAAGGCAGAGGUGCAGUAAGCAACACGGGGAAGUUAAUUCCGCCUCCGCUGCCUCCAGCAAGAUCACCAUCAACUGAGCUUACGAGCAAGUGUCCAUAUACCCAAGUUUCAUCGUGGCUAGCUGCACAUGAGCCCUAUCCACAGCACAGAAAUGGACACAUGCACAUCAUUGAUGACUUUGAGUCUAAGUUUACUUUCCAUUCUGUGGAAGAAUUCCCCCCUCCUGAUGAAUUCAAGCCAUUUCAGAGAAUUUAUCCCAGCAAGGCAUCUAGAGAUACCCCUAAAAAUCCUCCACUAAGAACACAUGUGAGAUGAGAAGAUGCCUCUAACAGACCUCUGGUGCAGUACUACACAGGACGAGUGAAGAUAACAAGAUAAUAUAUGAAACAGAGGAGGUUUUGUUAAAUGAGUAGAGAUUAUAUUUUAACAAUCAAAUGAUGCAGUGUCGGACCUGAUUUGAUAUUUUUAAAACUGGAAAAGAAAUACUUUAAUUAUGCAUUCUCUGAACUAGUCUAGUCAUCGUUUGGCAAUAGAGGAGAGUGCUGGCACAGGCUUUUAAAUUAUUGUUAGAUACUUUACUUCAGGAAUUUUUAAAACCAAGCACCAUGAGAUUUAAAUUCUUUAGUAGUGUUCACUAUGUAAUUCUCAUUCAAA